Molecule: messenger RNA, 2061 nt
Organism: Styela clava
Lineage: Eukaryota; Metazoa; Chordata; Ascidiacea; Stolidobranchia; Styelidae
Biological process (GO): potassium ion transport
Cellular component (GO): membrane
Molecular function (GO): small conductance calcium-activated potassium channel activity
Source: RefSeq, a predicted model, not a curated record
AGAAACACUAUUAUUUAUAAUAAGAAAAUACUAUUACCGACUUCUGCGUAAUAUCACUGGAGGUUUAUGACGUCAUAAAUCAUAUUAGAAAUUAGAAAAAACGUCGAAAUUGAGAAUCAGUUGAAAGAAGGUUCGCAAAAUAUAACAAGGGAGAUGCCGAACGUCAAAGUUGGUUCUAAUCAGGAUGGGCAAAGAAAUCAAGAAAGUAAUGACGUCAUCAGUAAUGACGUCACAAACAUCAAUGAAGCGGGAGGCCCGAGCUUUACCGUGCCAACAUUCAGCAUUAAGAGAAUCCCUGGAGUUUUUCAGGCCGAAUCACCCGUCCUUGACACACCUGAAGAAAUUCACAAACAAGCCUUAAAUAAAGACUUCAGCCAUUUCAUCGAUCGUGACAUCAGAUUACGUGAAUUACAUUCCCGUUUGCGACUUUUAGCGAUAAUAUCGUUCGCUAUGGCGGUUUCCGCGAGCUGUCUCGCAGUCGUUGAUAUUGAAACAUCAAAAUCAACAAGAGGAGUGCUAGCACGUACUCUUAACUGCGAAGAAACUUAUGUAUCAGGAUAUUUCAGAACAUGUCCCGCGUUGGUUGACCCAGAUAACGUUAUGCGUGAUGACCUCAUAAAUCGAACGAUUUAUGACGAACUGAUACGUCACAAUACGUAUUUUGAACGAUGGAUUUUUGCACAUAAGUCCUACGCAAUGGAUUACUGGGUAGUAGGAAUAGUGGCAAAGGCAAUUAUAACGAUACUCAGCAUCGCUGGCACAUAUUGCAGUGUGUCUUACUACGUUGCAGAGGUCGAUGUUCUAAAACUCAAGCGAUAUCUUCCUGAAGACGGUCAGUUCGCCAAGUCACCAAAAAUCAAGUCUUUUGCUUUGAAGACUCUAUUAUUAUUCCUCCACGUUCCACCUCUCACGGACGCCUGGAUUGACCCGCAGUUUCAGCUUCUGGUUGGGAUCAGAACGGUGGUGACUGGAGUCAAGGUUUUAAAAGAGUGCAACGAGUUGAGAUAUCACGGACUCGGCAACGUUUUAUCCAACCUAGCAAGAAUCAAGAUCCAUGGCACUUUCCUUCUGAAGACCUAUUUCCUCCGCUACCCACAGACAUCGUUAUUGUUCGUCUACCUUGCGGUCAUUGCUGUGUUGCCAUAUCUUCUCAUGCUUGCUGAAUACAGGGACGGACAUGCCCUUUCGUUUCAGGAUGCGUGUUGGCUCAUGGUUGUCACGGUAACCAACCUCGGUUCCGGAGAAGUGCGACCUCAUACAGUUCCAGCUCGUGCGGUUGUUGGAUUCGCUUCACUGGUCGGCAUUGUGACGACAGCUUUGUGGGUCAAUGUCAUAUCUAAAUAUAUGGAGUUGCCGCAAGAAGAACGAAGAAUUCUGGCGAUGGUAGAACAUCAGAGGAUCAGAAACCUUGAGAGACGGAAAGCCGCAAUGUGCAUUCAGGCAGCGUGGAGAUUGUUUCAUUACCAACAGUGUGGGGAGAGGAGAAAUGCACGAACAGUUUUCCUUCAGAAAGCUUGCAAGAAGGCGGUUUGGGACUGGAAAUGUAUAAGGCAGCAUUGUGAUAGAGUCCGCAGGUCGAUGGAAUCAACCUUUUCCACUGAAGACACUUUGAUUGUUGCCAGAAAUAUGGCGCGAAGAAUGUCUACUAAAGAAAGUCCAGAGAGACCGAAAAAGUCCGUAGCAGAUUUGGUUUGGGAACAGCGAAGCUCACAUCUCCUGCCAACCCCGAAUCUUAGGCCUAGUUUCAUCCGACAUGAAGAUGAGACAAUCGCUCCUUUGGCAGCGAUGCAUCUCAUGGACAGAUCAGCAGACAAUUGGGGAGGACCCAACAAUGCUCAGUUGCGACUUGUAGCGGAGGCAAUUUCUUCACUCAAUAACCAAAUGGCGGAAAUGAACGAACAAUUUAGGAAAAGUCAACGAAGAAUGACAUCACAAUUGAAAGAAUUACAUAAUAUUUUAGAAAAACUCAAAACGUGACGUCACUGAAUUAAUAAUUUAAAUUUUUUUAUUUGAAAAGAAAACGCAAAAUAUAACCUAAUAAACCUUCUUUUGGAAAUAUUA